Molecule: messenger RNA, 469 nt
Organism: Prorocentrum cordatum
Lineage: Eukaryota; Dinophyceae; Prorocentrales; Prorocentraceae
Source: the annotation of a GenBank genome assembly
GAGUGGCUCGCCCAGUUUCAGGACCCUGCUCUGUGCGCGUCGUGCCCCGUUUUCGGGCGCGAGGUCUAUGCGGGCCUUUUCAAAUACGUGGACGAUCUGGCGUACUUUUUGCUACUCCAGGAGGGGGCACUUUCCGAGGCCGUCGCCGCAGCGCGCGACGCCCAGACUAAGCUCGGCAAUGCCCUGGCUGCGUAUGGAUACAAGCAAAACACGUCGAAACAAGUUUUGGUCCCCCGCCUUUGUGGAUACAAGGCCACUCGCCAGUUUUAUGCGGCGGAGGUCGGUGGGGCCCGCGUGGCCCCGCACACCAGGUACUUGGGACCGCAGUUUUUGCCCUCUGGCGCCUUUUCCCAUCAGCUGGCACUGAGUAAAGUAGCGGCCGACAGGGGGUGGAUGUCUUUCAAGUAUUUGUGGACCUCGGGGGCCCCGUUUAAGGUGAAGAGGCUAGUAUUCAUAUCCGUGGUGCAAG